Encephalitozoon romaleae SJ-2008 is the source of this 549-nucleotide messenger RNA. RefSeq lists its product as hypothetical. NCBI's taxonomy places the organism in Eukaryota, Fungi, Microsporidia, Unikaryonidae. Gene Ontology annotation, biological process: poly(A)+ mRNA export from nucleus. The transcript has a single exon. Gene Ontology annotation, cellular component: nucleus. The record is from RefSeq and is a predicted model, not a curated record. Bases 1 to 549 code for a protein of 182 amino acids.
AUGGAUAAGGAAGGUUGUCAAGGCUACCCAGAAGCAGGAGGAGGAGAUUCUGAAGGGAAGGACGGUAGACAGAAGAAACCCAAGACUUCUGAGGGCCUGGGAAGAAAAGGAGAGCUAGAUCCUGAGAAGGCUCUGGAAGUAGCAAGGUGUUUAAAAAGGAGGAUGAAAGACAUUCUGAAAAAGGAUAACACAAACAAUCUGGAAGGCCGGCCAGCAACGGGAAAGAUAGAAAAUGUUGAGGAAGUAUCUGACAUUCUGAUGAAUAAAGGGCUGCAGGAGAGCCUACUAGAUGAAGGAAUUCUCAAUGAAGUCAAGGGAUGGCUGGAACCUCUUCCAGACAGAUCCAUGCCCAACAUUAAGGUUAAGAAGAGACUCCUUGAUGUACUUAAGAGCAUGAAGAUCCAUAAGGAACAUCUAAUAGUCAGCGGUGUGGGAAAGAUUGUUUAUUUCUAUAGUAUAAAUCCAAAGGAGACUAAAGAAGUAAGGUCUAUGGCAAAGACGCUUGUCCAAAAAUGGACAAAUGAAGUCUUCAAGCCGGAGAAUGACUAG